Molecule: messenger RNA, 3289 nt
Organism: Monodelphis domestica (gray short-tailed opossum)
Lineage: Eukaryota; Metazoa; Chordata; Mammalia; Didelphimorphia; Didelphidae
Biological process (GO): regulation of transcription by RNA polymerase II
Cellular component (GO): PcG protein complex; chromatin; transcription regulator complex
Molecular function (GO): DNA-binding transcription factor activity, RNA polymerase II-specific; RNA polymerase II cis-regulatory region sequence-specific DNA binding
Source: RefSeq, a predicted model, not a curated record
GUGUGGGGUCCACUUCCGUCCGGGGGCGCGGCUCGGGCUCGGGGCCUGAGGAGACUGGGUAUAGUGUGUGCCUUCCUCUGGGUGCCCCGUUUCCCCCUCAAGCAAUUUCGGUUCCGUGUGUCGGAGCCCCACCCUCGGGUCUGCGGGUCCCGGGGCGUCUGUGCUCCGGCCUCUGUCCCGGGGGGUCCCGCGGGGCCGGGGCCGGGGCUGCCCGAGGAUCCUACGCGGAGCCUCGCUGGUGAGCGACCGCCGGGGUUGCUGACCUUUGAGGAUGUGGCCGUAUCCUUCAGUCAGGACGAGUGGGGUUAUCUGAACUCUGCCCAGAGGAGCCUGUACAGGGAUGUGAUGCUGGAGAAUUUUGGGAACAUGAUCUUGUUGGGGUUCCCCAUCUCCAAACCUGACUUGAUCUGUAUGCUAGAACAAGAGGAAGAACCCUGGAGCCUGGAUCCAAGAGGAGCUGAAGAAAGAAGCUUCCAGGGAGAUUGCCAAGACAGGACUGGGAACAAGGAGUUGAUAUUAAAGCAGAAAAUUCCUGAAGACAUUGACUCAAAGACAGAAAUAUUUGAAAUACUGUUAGGUGGUGUUUCUCAGAAUUUAGAGCUUGAAGCAUCCUGUGAACUUGAGGAUCAUUUAGAGAAGCAAAUGGAAAAUCUAGUAGGAGAGAGAGAAGACCCUUUCCUGCUCCAGCAGAGUUCAAAACAAAUGAUAGUCGCCUACCAGGAAAUUUCAAGAGAAGACAGUGACCGAGUAGUGACCUAUCCCAGGUCUCCUACAGGAGAGAGACCUUACAAAUGUGAUACAUGUGGUCAAGGCUUCAAGCGUAGCUCUGACCUUAUUAAACAUGAGAAAAUGCAUAGUGGGGAAAAGCCCUAUGAAUGUAAGGAAUGUGGGAAAACUUUUAAUUGGAGUUCAGCCCUUAUUCAGCACCAGAGGAUUCACACUGGAGAGAAACCCUACGAAUGUAAGGAAUGUGGGAAAGCUUUUGGGUGGAGCUCAGAGCUUAUUCGGCACCAGAGAAUUCACACUGGAGAGAGGCCCUAUGAGUGUAGUGAAUGUGGGAAGGCUUUUGUUAGAAGCUCAGCUCUUAUUCAGCAUCAGCGGAUACAUACUGGUGAGAAGCCCUAUGAAUGUAAUGUUUGUGGGAAAACCUUCCGUCACAGGCCAACACUUGUUUACCAUCAGGGAAUUCAUACUGGGGAGAAACCCUAUGGGUGUAGUGUAUGUGGGAAAGCCUUUACCCAGAGCACAACCCUUAUUGAACAUAGAAGAAUUCACACUGGAGAGAAGCCCUAUGAAUGUAAUGAGUGUGGAAAAGCCUUCAGUCGGAACUCAGCUCUUCUUCAACAUCAGCUAAUUCAUACUGGAGAGAAACCUCAUAAGUGUAAUGACUGUGGAAAAGCUUUCCGUCACAGGUCAGCUCUUAUUUAUCAUCAGAAUUCAUACUGGCGGGGAACUCUUUGGAUGUAAUGGAAAUUGGAAAGCCUUCAGCUUUUCUUUUGUACAUUAGCAUCACUUAUCUCACAUUUAACCUUGGAGAAUUCACACCACAGGGAAAUCCAAUGGAGGUGAUGCAUGUAAGAAUGUCUUUCAACACAGGUCAAUUGCUAUCAUUGAAAUUCAGUAUUGUAAAUUAGAUGUUUCCAUCACAGUGAAGGGAUUUGUGUGUUGGGCUGUGUUCUAAAAAUGGUUCUUUAGUUCUUCUAUAAGCAGUGCUCCCUGUCCUUUUUCCAGUUUUUCCUAGUAUGUCCUUACUUAUUCUCAGCUCCUAAGUAGCCAAAGGGUGUUAGUGUCAGUUCAUUCCCUUUGUACUUACUAGGAACAACUCUGUUUUAACCACACCCCAAGUUUUCCUGGUCUGAUAAUUUCACAGAUCUUCCAGAGCAAAGAGAUCUUGUUCAGAGUUUAGUUCUCUGUUCUUCCUGUUUUUUUGUUUUGACAGUAUUAGUUUCUUUUUAGAAACUGUGAUGCGUUCUCUUCCCCUAAUUGACCAAUUUUCUAAAUAGACAUUCUUUUUGGAAAAAACACAUUAAUUCAGCAAUUUACAACCUGAUGUUUUAAAGGAGCCAGAUGGUUUUUGUUUUCCUUUAUAACCCAUAUCUUCUGUCUUAGAAUCAAUCCUGAGUUUUGGGUUCCAAGAUAGAAAAGUGGUAAGGGUUAAAUAAUGGGAGUCAAAUGACUUGCCCAGGGUCACAUAGGAUGUAUCUGUGGCCAAAUUUAACCCAGGGCCUUUUGUCUUCAGGCCUGGUCCUAUCCACUGAAUCACUUAUCUAGCUACCCCUCUAUAUUGUUCUUUUUUUUUUAACAAAACCAAACACAAUUUAAACAAAAUUAAAACAACAAAUGCCUCAAAAAAUAUUAGAAAACUGAAACAGAUAUCUUCUUCAUAUUAGUUAAUGAGCCAGAUCCUUAAGUAAACACAGAUCUUGACCAACACCUGAAAAUCCACACUGCCACAACAUGAAUGGAAUUCAUUUGUGAGCAUCAUAGCUCUAAGAAUUGACAUUUUGUCAAGACCAUUAACAACUAUAAGCUCACAAGCAGGGCAGUGAAUCCCAUGGAACCCUUAACUCAGGAUCACAUGCAAAUAAGCUAUUAACAUUUGUUGAUUGAUUUUCUGAAGGAUAAAAUUCUUGAAUAAAGUUUUUAUCUUGCCCUUCUAAAGCAACAGUCAAGGAAAAGCUUUAGAAAUUAGAAUUUGUUUCUACAAAAUCUUUCUUCAUUGGGAAAAUAGAGCUGACUAACUUGACUUUAUAGUUCCCACUUAGAGGGACUGAGAAUCCUGGCAGCUGCUUAUGAUCUGAAAGCAGGCUGGUACCUAGAACAAGUAUUUAAUAUUUAUAAUGUCUAUUUGGGAAUAAGAUGAUGAAUUCUUGAUAAGCAGAAAUGCAAGGGCAGUGACCUCCAGGAAACUAGAGAUACAGAUUUUGGAGCCCUCAACAAGUGGAAUAAAGCUAAGUAUUCCUAAGCUUUAUGCUACCAUUUAACUGCAGUUAGGCUAUAUCUAAGAGAGUCAUCAUUCUUGUGGGGAACAUACACAUUCAGUACAGUAAUGUUCCUGAAAUUUUGAGAUUUUGCAGAUGGAUAGAUUAUUACUAUUUCUGGUGUCAAGCACUUGUUUCUGAACUCCAGAAAUGCAGAUAUUGGGUUUAGUUGCAUUUGCUAAAAACCAGAGUGAUAAUUGCAAGGCAAGCUGGAGGAGGGAGAGAAGAAAUAAAGGAAACUUGCUAUAACUGCUGUUACUUGAUUUAUGAUUAACAAUAAAAUGUCUCAUGAUAUGUGUGAUAUGAUG